AUGUCUGAUUUUAAAGAUAAUUCCGCUGAUUUUAAUGAUAAAGUCAGUGAUAAAGAGGUUGAGUAUAUGUCACCUCGUGAAGUCUCUGUGACUCCGGAGACCUCUGCUACACCAAAUACUCCAGCCCCAUCCCAAUUUAGAAGAUUUGUUGACUCAUUCAAGAGAGCUGAACAACAAAAUAACUCUGAAAUCACCUCUGCCGCUUCUUGUGAUGGUAGUUCUGAAAACUUGGACAAAGAUGGUAAAGAAGUUGCCGAUCUUGAAGUACAAGAAAAUCAAGUUCUCACUGAAAAGAGUAAUCAAAAGAACAAAGAAUUGAAACAAACAAUCAAACCUAGACAUGUCAUUCUUAUCUCUUUGGGUACAGGUAUUGGUACAGGUUUAUUGGUUGGUAACGCUAAGGCCCUGCACAAUGCUGGUCCUGCUGGUCUUCUAAUUGGUUACUCUAUUAUGGGUACUUGUCUGUACUGUAUUAUUCAAGCUGCUGGUGAAUUGGCUGUCUCAUACAGUUCUCUAAGUGGUGGUUUUAAUGUUUAUCCUUCAUUCUUGGUUGACCCUGCAUUUGGUUUCUCUGUUGCUUGGGUAUACUGUAUCCAAUGGUUAUGUGUCUGUCCUUUAGAACUGGUUACCGCCUCGAUGACUAUUAAGUAUUGGACUACCACUGUUAAUGCUGAUAUUUUUGUUGGUAUUUUCUACGUCUUGAUCAUUGUCAUUAAUACUUUUGGUGCUCGUGGUUACGCUGAAGCUGAAUUCUUCUUCAAUUGCUGCAAAAUUCUAAUGAUGAUUGGCUUCUUUAUCCUGGGUAUUGUAAUCAACACUGGUGGUGCUGGUAAUGAUGGCUACAUUGGUGACAGGUACUGGCAUACACCAGGUGCCUUUGCUGGUGACCGUCCAAUUGAUCAUUUCAAGGGUAUCAUGGCUACCAUGGUUACUGCCGCCUUUGCUUUUGGUGCCACUGAAUUCAUCGCCUUGACUGCUGCCGAGCAAUCAAAUCCAAGAAAGGCUAUUCCAUCUGCUGCCAAAAAGGUUCUUUAUAGAAUUUUGUUCAUUUUCUUAGGUUCAAUCACUUUGGUCGGUUUCUUGGUUCCAUAUGACUCUGAUCAGUUAAUGGGUUCUGGGGGUUCUGCCACAAAGGCCUCUCCAUAUGUUCUGGCUGUUUCUACACAUGGUGUAAAAGUCGUUCCACAUUUCAUUAAUGCUGUGAUCCUAUUGUCAGUUCUAUCGGUUGGUAACUCUGCUUUCUAUUCCAGUUCUCGUCUUUUGUACUCCUUGGCACAACAAGGUAAUGCUCCAAAGUUCUUUGACUAUGUUGACAGGGAAGGUAGACCAUUCAGAGCUAUGGUUUGUGCUGGUGUAUUUGCAAUUAUUUCCUUCUGUGCUGCUUCUCCAAAGGAAGAACAAGUUUUCACCUGGUUGUUAGCUAUUUCAGGUUUAUCUCAAGUAUUUACUUGGUUCGCCAUUUGCCUAUCCCAUAUUAGAUUCAGAAAGGCCAUGUUUGUACAAAAGAGGUCUUUGGGAGAGAUUGGUUUCAAGGCUCAGACUGGUGUUUGGGGUUCUUACUAUGUCUGUUUCAUGCUGGUCAUGAUUUUGAUUGCUCAGUUCUGGGUUGCCAUUGCACCAAUUGGUGAAGGUAAGUUAGACGCCCAAGGUUUCUUUGAGAAUUACUUAGCUAUGCCAAUUUUGAUUUUAUUCUACGUUGGUUACAAAAUUUGGAAGAAGGACUGGAGCUUGUUCAUUAGAGCGAACAAUAUUGACUUGGAUAAGCACAGACAAAUUUUUGAUGAAGAAUUGUUAAAGCAAGAAGACGAAGAGUAUAGAGAGAAGCUAAAGAAUGGUGGCUACCUCAAGAGAAUAGCUGCCUUCUGGUGUUGA
Molecule: messenger RNA, 1872 nt
Organism: Nakaseomyces glabratus
Lineage: Eukaryota; Fungi; Ascomycota; Saccharomycetes; Saccharomycetales; Saccharomycetaceae
Gene: AGP1
Product: amino acid transporter AGP1
Biological process (GO): amino acid transmembrane transport
Cellular component (GO): membrane
Molecular function (GO): amino acid transmembrane transporter activity
Source: RefSeq, a predicted model, not a curated record